CUUCUUCUAAACUCUCUCUUGUGUCUUCUUUUUUCUUCUUCUUUCUUCACAUUUCAAAGCUUUUGAGAUCUUUCUGUGUGUAAUGGCUGAGGAUUUUGAGAGAGCGGUUGAUGACGGACUGAAGCUGUCGAAGCGCAUAUACUUAGGGAAGGACAGGGCUGUGGCGCCGCCGAAACCGCCGGCGUCGAUGGAGAGGUCGUCGGCGAAUGCGCUUCUUCCUACGGCGCCAAUGGUUUACGCGGUGAUCUAUGAUCCAAAGAUCGUGGAUAACCCUGAUAUCCCGAGCUACCAGCCGCACGUAUAUGGAAGGUGCGACCCUCCGGCGCUGAUUCCGCUUCAGAUGAAAGGGAUUGAGAUGGAUGUUGAUUGUUAUUUGGACACUGCCUUUGUCACCGUCUCUGGCUCUUGGAGACUCCACUGCGUUAUGGGUAGUCGCGCCUGUGAUUGCCGUAUUGCUAUUCCUAUGGGUCACCAGGGUUCAAUUCUAGGUGUUGAGGUCAGUGUUCCUGGAAAAUCGUAUUCUACUCAACUGGUUGUUAUGGAAGACAAUAAUGAUAACGAAAAUGGCAACCUAGCUCAAAAUGGAGGUUUUCUCUUGCCCAAUAUAUUUACUCUAACUAUACCACAGAUUGAUGGUGGUUCCAAUUUAUCAAUUAAAAUUCAUUGGUCUCAGAAAUUAGUAUACCGCACUGGUCAGUUCUCUUUGAAUGUGCCGUUUACCUUUCCUGAUUUUGUCAACCCUGUUGCGAAGAGAAUAUCAAAGAGAGAAAAGAUACAAAUAAAUGUGAAUGUUGCUCCUGGAAGUGAGCUUCUAUGCAAGACAAUAAGCCACCCCCUAAAGGAACUGAAGCGUCAUGCUGGGAGUAUGGGUUUCUUAUCUGAUUCCGAAGUUCUGUCAUGGUCAAAAACUGAUUUUGACUUUUCAUAUGCUGUUUCCUCAAGUCAUAUUAAUGGUGGUGUUCUUUUGGAAUCUGCAUCUUUGCAUGACUUUGAUCAAAGAGAGAUGUUCUACAUAUACCUUUCUCCUGGAGAAAUUCAGAGUAAGAAGGUAUUCAAAAAGGACAUAAUAUUCGUUGUUGACAUCAGUGGAAGCAUGCGUGGAAAGCUAAUUAAUGACACAAAGAAUGCACUAUUUUCUGCUCUCUCUAAACUCGAUCCUGAUGAUUCAUUUACUAUUAUAGCCUUUAAUGGAGAGAGUUAUCUGUUUUCGAAAUCGAUGGAAUCGGCUUCCAAGGAUGCUGUUGAAAGGGCCAUUGAGUGGAUUAACAUGAACUUCGUUGCUGGGGGUGGUACAAAUAUUUCACAUCCAUUAAGCACGGCAUUAGAGAUGCUAUCCAGUGCUCAAAGUUCAGUUCCAAUAAUUUUCCUAGUUACUGAUGGAACUGUUGAAGAUGAGAGACAUAUCUGUGCUAUGGUAAAGAAUCAUAUAAUCAAUGGAGAGUCAAUAUGCCCCCGAAUUUACACGUUUGGCUUAGGUCCAUUCUGCAACCAUUAUUUCUUGCGGAUGCUUGCUAUGAUUGGUAGGGGCCAAUAUGACGCUGCAUUGGAUUUAAAUUUGGUUGAGGCUCAGAUGUUGGCAUUGUUUGACAAAGCUUCAUCUCUCAUUCUUGCAAAUGUCAAAAUGGACAUAUUGGAUGAUCUUGAUGAACUUGAGGUAUACCCUUCCCAUAUUCCAGAUCUUUCAUCAGAGGGUCCGUUGAUUUUAUCUGGCAGAUACAAGGGAAAUUUUCCUGAAACUCUUAAAGUCAAAGGUAUCUUGGCUGAUUUCAGUAAUUUUGUAAUAGAUAUGAAGAUACAAAAGGCUAAGGACAUGCCUUUACAAAGGGUCUCUGCAAGAGAUCAAAUAGAGCAUCUUACUGCUCAAGCAUGGCUUUCAGAAAAUAAGCAAUUAGAACAGAAGGUUGCAAAAUUGAGCCUGCUGACUGGCUUCAUGUCUGAGUAUACACGUAUGAUAAUACUUGAGGAUGAUCUAAAGAAGGUCAAGGAAUCAGCUGGAACGAAAGAAGCGUCAAAAAAGAGUCAUCCUCAGAACGAGGCAAACGUCCGAGGCCAGAGAAUGAUUUUACUUCCACACUUAGGCAUCGGCUUUGGCAAUUUGACUGCAACUGCUGAAAAUACUCCUCCAGGAUCUGAAUCAAAUUUGCCAGAAGUGGCUGAAAUCUUUAAGGCGGCCACGAAUUGUUGUGAAACCUUGUUCAGUUACUGCUGUUGCAUGUGCUGUAUCCAGUGCUGUAGCCGGAUAAACAACCAAUGUGCAACUGCAUUGACUCAGCUUUGCAUUGGUCUAGGAUGCUUCGGCUGCCUCACUUGUUGUACAGAAAUAUGCUGUUCUGGAAACGAAGGCUGAAAUCUCAGUAUGUUGUAUGAUUGUUGUAUUUUACUGCAUAGAAAUUACUGUUUAUAUAGUUUUUAUUUUGGAAAUGUAUAUGAGUAAGUCAUCUGUUUUGUAUUACGGGUUACUUGUCUUGCUUGUGUGGUGUUGUAUACUUUUUCUUUGAGGAUAGUCGUGCAAGUUUAAACUUGCAAUAGAACACAUACCUAAAAAGAAGAAAGAAAAUUAUACGAAGUAUUAUC
This is a messenger RNA of Gastrolobium bilobum, 2574 nucleotides long. RefSeq lists its product as uncharacterized. Bases 83 to 2347 code for a protein of 754 amino acids. Lineage: Eukaryota; Viridiplantae; Streptophyta; Magnoliopsida; Fabales; Fabaceae. The transcript has 13 exons. The record is from RefSeq and is a predicted model, not a curated record.